AUGGCUCUCGGUGAGGAGGGGGCUGAUCAGAGGUGUGAGCAUCCCGGGCAGCUGGGGGACCUGUUUGCCGCCUCUCUGCCUUGGGCAGCUGGCAGAGCCCUCGGAUGCCCUGAUCGGCGGAGCUCCCAGCCACCUACCAGCCAAGGGGCCAUCUCCAGGGCUGUCAUGCUGAUUGGGGUGAUCCUAGCCCUUUUUCAGAGUGUCCAGGCUGAACAGGGUACCAAACAACACCAAACAAAUGUUGCCCCCUCUACAGAGUCUCUUGCUAACUGGAGAUCUAUAUUUUCACCAACAUGGCCUUCAACAGAAAUUAAGUCUUCCUCAAUAUCUGACAUGUCAAUGAAACAAACAUUGGAGAAUGCAAACUUGCUUCAGAUAAUAAAAACAACACUGACUGGCGCCAGAACUAUGGAUCAAACUAAUUUUUCGCCCACCCUUUACCAAGGCAGUGGAAAUAGUGCAUCCCAGGAGCCUUCCGAAGUUUCAGCUGAAUCACCAGUGAGGUCAUCAUCUCAAGAUGUAGAUGAAACAGCUAUUGUAUCAGCAUCAGCGAAAACAACUAGGCUCCCCCCUGCUCCAGUGGAAAACAAUUCUGCUGCUCCUACAACUGCAAUUGCAACUUUCGCUAAUGUGACAACAGUUCCCCCUCCGGAAUGCCAGCUGUCCAGUAACCUUAUGGUUAAAUCAGUUCUGUUCCUGAACACAAGAAGGCUGCUGAUCAGCAAUUCCUUAAAAGAGAAUGUGACAAAAGGACUCACCCAAGCAUUGAGACAAGCUUUCAACCAAAAUGUCAACGCUCAAGUUGAAAUUCUGGAACAAUCAAACAAUGUGACAGUUGGUUACUACGUUACGAAGGGGAGGUUGGUUUUUAUACCUGCUGUUGUUAUUGAAAUGCUCAUUGCUUAUGGUAUUAGCAACACCACAGCGGACAUAAAGCAGCAUGUGCCAAAUCUUCAGUCUGUUGCUGUACUGGCCUUACCAUGGAAUCCAUUACCUGCAUACCACUUCCAGCUGAAAACAGAGCUGCAGUUUGUUGGUCAAGCAGACAACAUACAGUCAUGCAAGUUUGUUCAGACCAUGGAGCAACGGUUACGAAAAGCAUUCGAGGAUGCUGAAAGAAAGGUCUUAAACACUAGCAACAACUUAACAGUUCAGAUUUUGAACACAUCAAAUGUCUCCCAAGCUGUCACUUUGUUUUAUGUGGUGAGCAAUCAAAGUACAGCCCUAAAUGGCACCAUUUCCAGCUACCUUCUUAAUCAGCUUUCAGCUGAGCUGGUGGGAUUCUAUCUUACCUAUCCGCCACUGACCAUUGCAGAAUCUUUGGAGUAUCCAAACCUCGAUGUCUCAGAAACUACUAGAGACUACUGGGUGAUUACAGUUAUACAAGGGGUCGACAUUACAUUACUGGGACUUAACAACCAAAGCUUUGCAAGACUAAUGGAGCAGCGGCUGGCCCCACUGUUCGUGAUGUCCCAUCAACAAGGAAGGCGAUUUAAACGCGCUACUACUGUGGGCAGCUACACUGUGCAGAUGGUAAAAAUGCAGCGUAUUCCAGGACCCAAGGAGCCCGCUGAACUGACUUACUAUACAUUAUACAACAGGAAACCUCUGCUGGGAACUGCAGCUGCCAAAAUGUUGAGUACUGUUGAUUCUCAAAGGAUGGCCUUGACGUUAGGUUAUGUCAUCCAAGUACAAGCUGAUCCUGUGGUGAAAAACCCACCAAACAACCUGUGGAUCAUUGCAGCAGUGCUGGCUCCCAUUGCUGUGGUUACGGUUAUCAUCAUCAUCAUCACAGCAGUUCUGUGCAGGAAGAACAAGAAUGAUUUCAAACCAGACACCAUGAUGAACCUGCCUCAGAGAGCUAAACCAGUACAAGGUUUUGACUAUGCCAAGCAGCAUUUAGGUCAGCAGGGAGCUGAAGAUGAGGUUUUACCUGUGACUCAGGAGACUGUAGUGCUACCACUUCCAGUUAGAGAUGCUCCUGCCUCCCAGGAGAGAGAAAUUGCUCAGGAUGGAAGCACCAUUAAAACUGCCAAGUCCAAUGAAACAAGAAAAAGCAGGUCGCCUAGUCAGAAUGGUUCUGUCAUCAGCAACGAAUCAGAAAAGCCCAGUUCAGGCAGAAGCUCUUCACAGAAAGUAAUGGUACAGCAGAAAAUGACAAAAGAUGAGGGAAGAAAGAGAAAUGUGCCCCUUAGUGAUGAAGAGGAGGGAGGCAUUCUCUUUGAGAACAUCGCCAAGUCUGCCCUUGAUCCCUUUGACACAUCUUCUGGAUCUGUACAGCUGAUUGCUAUCAAACCUGUAGCAUUGCCUCCCGCUCACCCUGCAUCAGACAGGAGCCAGGAAUCUGCUAUCAUUAAUGGAGAGGUAAACAAAGCCUUGAAGCAGAAGUCCGAUAUAGAGCACUAUCGCAACAAGCUGCGCUUGAAAGCCAAGAGAAAAGGAUACUAUGAUUUCCCCCAGAUUGACAACAACAAAGGGCUGACAGAAAGAAAAAAGAUAUAUGAGAAAGCACAAAAGGAAAUAGACUAUGUUUUGGAACCAGAGGCAGAUGUGUCUUCUCCAUUUGCAGAGCCUAAGAACAGGCAGCAGACAAAGAACUCUGUGUACAGAAGCAGACAGUCUCUGAACAGCCCUAGCCCAGGAGAAACCGAGAUGGAUCUUCUAGUUACCCGGGAGAGACCAAGGCGUGGGAUCCGCAACAGUGGAUAUGAUACAGAACCUGAAAUGAUAGAAGAAACAAAUGUUGACCGUGUCAAUGAACCUCGAAGUUAUACCAGAUCCCGUCAGGCUAAAGGCCAUUCUGAGACAUCAACUUUAAGUUCUCAGCCUUCCAUUGAUGAAGUUAGACAACAGAUGCAUAUGCUAUUGGAAGAGGCAUUUAGUCUGGCAUCUGCAGGCCAUGGAGGGCAGAACAGACAAGAUGCUCACAGUUCAGCACAACACUUACCAUACUCUGAAGUGGUGACCAGUGCUCCUGGUACCAUGACCCGACCCAGAGGGGGAGUACAGUGGGUGCCAACAUAUAGACCAGAAAUGUAUCAGUAUAGCUUACCAAGACCAGCGUAUAGGUUUUCUCAGCUUCCUGAAAUGGUAAUGGGCUCUCCCCCACCCCCGGUUCCUCCCAGAACAGGUCCUGUGGCUGUGGCAUCUCUCAGGAGGUCGACAUCAGAUAUUGGCAGCAAGACAAGAAUAUCUGAAUCCAGUGGGACCGAGCAGGCCCAACAGCAUGAUCCUGCAUCCUUUGCCCCAGGUUCAAGAGGUCCAGUGUCUGUGGGUCCAUUGGAUCAGUCAGCAUUGAACUACUCAGGAAAUACAGUACCAGCAGUGUUUGCCAUACCAGCAGCAAACCGACCUGGAUUCACAGGCUAUUUCAUCCCAACACCACCCACAGCAUACAGGAACCAAGCCUGGAUGCCCUAUGCUGGAGAUAAUGAAUUACCAGGGCAAUGGGCAGACUCGGUUCCACUCCCUGGUUACAUAGAGGCUUAUCCACGAUCACGCUACCAACAUAACUCUCCUUCAAGACUUCCCCGCCAGUACAGUCAGCCAGCAAACAUGCAUCCUAGUCUGGAACAGGCUCCGCUGCCUUCUACUGCAGCUUCUCAGCAUAGCCUCUCAGAAAACGACCCUUCUGACACACCUCUUACCAACAUUUCUACAGCUGCUCUAGUGAAGGCAAUAAGAGAGGAGGUUGCUAAACUGGCCAAGAAACAAACAGACAUGUUUGAGUUCCAGGUCUAA
Molecule: messenger RNA, 3741 nt
Organism: Terrapene triunguis (Three-toed box turtle)
Lineage: Eukaryota; Metazoa; Chordata; Testudines; Emydidae
Product: KIAA1549 like
Exons: 21
Coding region: 1-3741 (1246 amino acids)
Source: RefSeq, a predicted model, not a curated record